ACUUAUCAGAGAAACCUAAUGAGGUCAUCAUUGAGUCCAGAGGUGGUUCACCACAGGAUUCUGAAUUUAUCAUCACCAACAUUAACCCCAAUGAUACAAUCCUGAAACAAUCUGACUCGAUGUAUUCUGAAGUUCAGGUUACUGCAGGGCAGGUCAUUGGCACUGCUGUGAAAUCACGAUGCUAUUCAAACCACAUCCACUUUGCAAUCAAGCGUGAUGAUGGUACAAUUGAUCCCACUCGCUUUUUGGAACCUAGAUUUGGGGAAAUGCCAGAGUGGGUUCAAGAAUGUGAUGAUUACAAGUUUGUUUUCAAGAUGCAAACCCUGGCUGCUGGGUCUAUUGUGGGAACUGUUGGGUCGAAAGGAAGAGGAUACAAGUCCAAAGCAUGACCCUGAAGUGCCAACACCUCCAGAGAUUACAGAUUCUUUUGAUCCUGGAAACGUCUUUGAUGAACCAGAUUCUGUUGCCAGCCAAGUGUCUUCAAGUAAACAGGAGGCAGCAGUAGCUGCCAAAGGUUCGAAGGACAGUGCACUCAAGACACUUUUCCAGAAUAUUGGUGCUUUUCUGAAGAAUUUCAAGAUCAAAGACAUGAAGCUGGGUGCUCUGGUCAGAUUUUUGCAUGCAUUAAAAUUUGAGGACAGCGUGGGCAAAAUGGCUAAAAUUUUUCAAACUGUCCAGUCAAUGCUCAACAACAAGCCAUGCCUGAACCCUAACCAGAUGUCUGAUGAUGAGCUGAAGGCAGAACUGAAGAAGCAGGGAAAAGACACCAUGGGUACACGGGAUGAGUUAAUCAGAAGUCUGACAGCUCAUGGUGGAAAGUGUCCUAUGCUGUCGCUGGGACUACCCAAGCAAAUUCACUGCACAAUGGAUCAGCAUUGCCUUGGAAUUGAGUGCUGUGUGGAUGUGAAGGUGUCCAUUUUCCGAAAAGUCUACAAAGUUUAUGCCCGCCUUGAUCCCUGUGACUUUGCAGUAGUUGUGGGUCUUGCUGGAAAUGAGGUGUUUGAGAAAUCCUUUGGACCUGGUUUUGGAUUAGAUAACAUCAUUGGAGGUUUUGACGAGACCAUUGCAACAGGUUUUAGGAUCAGUCAGUUAAAUGCAGAGUUAUAUUUACGUGUGCUCUUUGAAAAGGAGUCAACGGGGGCUAUGCUAACUGUGACUGUAAAGUUCUGCAAAAAAGAUAACUAUGAUGACUGUAUUGUUGAGGUCAAUGUCCUUGACCGUGCUAUCAUGCCUAUUCCUGUCUGUGGUGCUGAUGGAUCCCUCUUCUUCCCAGAAGUGGACUGGAAGAGAAUGCUGAACAAUCAGGUUGACCGCUUAAAGAAAGAUGUCAUAGAGACAGGGAAGGAGGUAGCCAAGAACGCAGUAGACUACAUUUUUGACAAGAUUCCCUGCCUAGCAAGUGAUGAUGACUCGGAUGGCUUACCCUGUGUUCGCCCAGACACCAUGUCAGAAGAAACACUUAUUCAGACAUUGAAAGACAGAAGCCUGGCCAGUACUGGAACAAGGGAGGAAAGAAUUGCUCGUCUCAAACUUGAUGACAGAACUUGCUCAGUGCUUGGAAAAACCAUAACACUGCCAGAUAUCAGCAGCUCAAAACUUGCAAAGUAUGCAUACCUCACUAUAGACAAAAAGUGCUUGGGAGUUGAGGCCUGCAUUGACAUACCAAUAACUCAGUUGAACUAUUCCCGCUCAGUCAGAGCCUCCCUUUCACUGGAUGCCUGCAUGCCAACAAUCCGUGCUCGAUUUGAAACUUGCCAUCAUGAAAUUCUCCUUUUCAACAAUACUAUUGACAUGAAUACUGAAUUUCCACUGUCAGACUUCUUUGCUCUUAAAGCAAAUAUAGUGAAAAGGACAGGUGAUACAGCCUACAAGAUAGGCUUGGGCAUGCGCAUUCAAUUGGGAAAAAACACAGUACCAGUUCUUGAUGACAUGCUGGUCACAGAUCUACAAAUUCCAGUUCCACUGUGCAGUGACUUCAGACUACCCAACACAAGUUCUCUGAGACAAAUCCUGAGCAACACUGCCAGUUCAGUGACCACAAAUGUUGUCCGUUACUUCAUGAAGACCCUGAAGCUAGAUACCAUUUUAACUGAAGGCACAUGCACAGAAGAACAAAUGAUUGAAACAGUGUGUCCAUGGAGCAUCAAUGUAACAGGGUACUUGCCUGCUGCAUUGCGGACUCACGUUAAGUGUGUGAUGACUCCAAACUGUCUGGGACUGAAGUGCUGUCUGGAUAUCCCUAUCAAACUGCCACUGAUGAACAAGGCUGUUGAUUACUACUUGCCUUUACACUUUAUCUUUUCACCUUGUGAUAAUAUGAAAAUAGACCUGAAGUUUGGCAGCUACCAGAAGGAGGAGCACUUGUUGGAAUAUGACUUUGGAUCAAGCAAGACACUCAGCAUUGGGAGAGGCCAGAACAUGGAAGAUGCAGCACCAAUCCAGAUCACAUUUGCCAUGGACCAUUACCUAAAGCAGGAUCCUUUUGAUGAAGGCUUCUUGCUUGAUCUCAACAUUCGGGUUUGUAUACCAUUUGAUGGAGAAAUCAUUUGUAUUCCUGAUAACAAAGGUUUUAAUCUACUGUCCAAGCAAAAGUUUCCUGUCUGCAGUCCCAGAACACUGGAACAAAUCAAGAAUUUCAAUCUUACCAAGUUUCUUGAGGACAACAAGUUAGCCGCUGGCUCUGUAGCCAAUGGCUCUGUAGCCAAAUCUUUGCCUCGCAGUGGGGCUCAGCUUUUGCUCAACAUGUUUGGGAUCACAGACCAUCUAAAAGAACAGCGAUGUGACCCACUGCGCCAGCCAUAUGUCCCUGCUCAAGACGGCUGGAAGAAUGAUUGUCCAUUGAGCACCAGAGGAUUGCCAUCCCUGCCUCAAAACAUGGCCUGCCAUAUUUCUGAAGCCUGCAAUAGUGUGGACUGCUGCGUGUAUUCACAGUUCCUGGAUAUGUCCUUCAAUGUCUGGUUUGAACUUAACUGUAGCCUUUACCUGCAGGCAGGGAUAGAGAAGCUGCUGUCACCCAGACUGUAUGUUGUUGGAGAGGUUGACUGGGACACUGGUAUUACUGGAGGAUUAAAUAUUUCUGAGGCAUUCCAGUUUGAGUAUCGCAUCCGAAAGGACAAAACAAACUUCAUUGUUGAUGCCACAGUCAAGAUGUGCUUCGAUCAGCUUGGAGGAGGUUGUCAAUUUCGCUUAGACAUAAUGGCUGGAACCAGAAUACCUCAACUUGGCUGCAUCCCAGACUCCAUUCCAUUUUUUAGCAGUAUACAGCUCUUUAAAUGGGAAAAGUGUCAGCUGCCAGACCCUGCACAGGGUUGCCAGAUUUCCCUGCCAAGCUUUCUAGAUGGCGUUUGUGUGUACACAAAGGACUGUGGUGCUAUUCAGUGCUGUAUCCCUGUUGACUUGGGACUGCUUGGAGAGUAUGCAAUAAAUGCCAGCUUUGAAGUUGACACCUGUACUAAUACUUUCACUUACACUCUUGAGCGCAAAUCUGCCAAGCUCAGUCUGCCUGCAAUCACAGGCUAUUCUCAGAAAGAAACAUUUAGUGGAGGUGGAUUAACAUUCACAAUGUCCUAUGGAGUUGAGCAGACUUUGGGUGGAUACAAACUUUAUGCAAACCUGAGCAUGUGUGCUCAGAAUCCUCUUAAUGGAAAACCUUUGGGUUGCUAUGACUACAGUGUGAUCCCUAAAAAUGUCACCCUUCAUACUCCACCAGUCCACUGCGCCAGGAAGAGGAGACGACGUCAAGCAGAGCAAAAAUGGAACUGUGCUGCAUCUCCAAUACCAAGCAAUGAUCUGUGGCUGCAGAUGAUUGAAGCUGGAGCCAGUACUGAAGAGAUACAAGCCUGCAUCCAAGAAUUUCAGAGGAAGGAGGAGUCAAAGUGUGACCAGGUGCAAGGCGCUCAUGGUGAUGAAGCUAACACAUUUACCCUGAAAGGAAUCUUGGGAGCCCUCAGCUCAAGCAGCCCAUCCUCUCUGGUAUAUUGCAACAAGAAGGCAUUGGUCACUGUCAACAUAGAGGGAUUUGACUUGAUAGAAAAAAUGCUGAAGACAGUGGAGACCAUCAAGGUCGCUUCGAGAAGCACCUAUAUCCCUGGUAAAGGCUUGGACAGGUGA
Molecule: messenger RNA, 4110 nt
Organism: Pomacea canaliculata
Lineage: Eukaryota; Metazoa; Mollusca; Gastropoda; Architaenioglossa; Ampullariidae
Exons: 29
Coding region: 217-4110 (1297 amino acids)
Source: RefSeq, a predicted model, not a curated record